AUGACGGUGGAAAAGGGGUCGGACCUUCACAGAGCUACCCGCGGCAUUGGUAGCUUUUCCUCCCAAAACGGGAGGCCUGGCAUUCCCGAAUUUGACAAGUUUGCAGAACGAUGGAAGCAGCUUGCCAAUGAUGAGGAUUUGGAGUAUCUCACAUCCCAACUGCCAAAGUACGUGGAGCCGGACUUUGAAGGGCCCGUGGUCACAUCCACGUCAUUUGAGAGCGACCCGAGUAUCUUUGCCUCCACUCUGUUUGAUGAGACUAUCAUGCUAGGCUUGGCAGCCUGCGCUGCAUCGGCCGACAGUGAAGACUCUAUUUCCGUUGACGGCAAAGGCAUGUUCCAACACAUUGUAUCCACCACCUUUCACGGUGCCACCGGAAAUGUCACAUUGGAUCCAUCGACGGGAUCUCGUCUUCCCACGACAGCCAUCUUUCGAAUCGGAAAUGCCAUUGAGGUACCGGUCAAUGAUACACAUGUCACAUAUAAAGUGGUGGAUAGCGAUCUAUUCUUGAACGGAGAGUGGGUUGAAGAAGCGCCCUACGUAUACAAUGAUGGGACCGCCAACAUUCCUAGUGACCUACCACCGCCAGAGACCAACUACCAUUACAUUGGGACGCCGAUGAGAGCCGCCGGUCUGGCCAUGGCAGUCUUUGUGGCGUUGCUGUCUCUUGGAUUUGCCGGAUGGACCAUCUACAACAGAAACGUCCACGUCGUCAAGGCAUCGCAGCCAAUCUUCCUCCUUCUAUUGUGCUUGGGAACUCUCACUAUGGGUAUGGCGAUUGUACCUCUCAGUAUCGACGACGAAAUUGCAACGGAAGCAGGUUGCGACAUUGCCUGCAUGGCAUUCCCUUGGCUAGCCUCCAUUGGGUUUGUCCUCAUCUUUGCCGCUCUCUUCUCCAAGACAUAUCGCGUGUACAGGAUCAUGAAUCAGCCCACGUACCACAGGGUCAUCUUAUCGGCCUUUGAUGUCAUGUCUCCGUUGCUGUUUCUCAUAACGUUGAACGUAAUGGUGCUUGCGUUAUGGACGGCAGUGUCACCUUUGGAAUGGGAUCGUCAGGUCACGGUCAGGGGGAUGUUUGGUAGGCCCACCGAGUCUCGGGGAUCUUGUGUUUCCGACAAGAAUACGCCGUUCGUGGUCACGUUGGUGGUUAUGGACCUUGGUGCUCUUGUCCUGGCGUCGUAUCAGUCAUAUGUCGCCCGUGGCAUCGCAACGGAAUUUGCAGAAAGCGACUACAUCGGCAAGGCUGUCGCAUGCAUGUUGCUGGUGUCGUUUGUUGGAGUGCCGACCAUCUUUAUCGUGUCGGACAAUCCACAGGCCGAGUUCUUCCUGAUCACUUGCAUCAUCUUUGUCAUCUGUACCGCUGUCUUGCUCUUCCUUUUUGUUCCCAAGAUUAUGGCGGCCAGAAAGGGGUUUGACCAAACAGCUGCAAUUCGAAGAUCGUCCAUUAACCUGGGAUCCCUUCGAGACCACACUUCGACUGGUUGGAGGGGAGGGCAAAGCCAACCAGGUUCCCAAAUGUGGUCCAGGAACAGAAACGUGCGGUUCGGGUUAGUAGAGGACGUGCUCGAAAGCAACAACCUUCUGGAGAAUUCAGGGGAAGGAAUUGCCAUUUUCAAUACGUUGGAUGAAUAUCGCCGGCUCAGUGAGGAACAUCAAAAGCUGCUAGAUAAUACGCAGGAACGCAAGUCUGAAAACGAAAAGCUUCUGAGCGAAAUCCAGGAACUCAAGGCAAAAUUGGGCGAGUCAGGAAACCGUGGCACUGAGUUUACAAUCCCAGAAGACGACUCAGCUUUGGAAAACAUGGUCGGCGUGUCGGAACGUCGCGACACUGAUGCAGAACAGCCCAAAGCCGAGCAUGGAGAAGGAGACGAAGAUAUCGUCGAGGCUGAAGGUUGA
Messenger RNA from Seminavis robusta, 1896 nucleotides. Lineage: Eukaryota; Bacillariophyta; Bacillariophyceae; Naviculales; Naviculaceae. The record is from the annotation of a GenBank genome assembly.